Messenger RNA from Mangifera indica (mango), 1236 nucleotides. Its product is annotated as glutamate receptor 2.2-like. Bases 1 to 552 code for a protein of 183 amino acids. NCBI's taxonomy places the organism in Eukaryota, Viridiplantae, Streptophyta, Magnoliopsida, Sapindales, Anacardiaceae. Gene Ontology annotation, molecular function: ligand-gated monoatomic ion channel activity; signaling receptor activity. Gene Ontology annotation, cellular component: plasma membrane. The record is from RefSeq and is a predicted model, not a curated record. The transcript has 3 exons.
AUGGUCGAGUCGGGAUGGGUCCUGUCAACUAGCUUGACAUCACUCCUCACAGUGCAAAGUCUCCAGCCAACUGUUAGCGAUGUAGCGGAGUUGAUAAAGAGAGGGGAAAACGUUGGGAACCAACAGGGCUCUUUCGUUGUUGGAAUCUUGAAACAAUUAGGUUUCAAGGACAAAAAUCUACUGGUUUAUGAUUCUGUAGAAGAAUGUGACGCCCUUUUUCAAAAUGGAACAGCAAAUGUCGGCAUAGCUGCUGCUUUUGAUGAAGUCCCAUACAUUAAAGUGUUUCUGGGAAAAUAUUGCUCCAAAUACUCCAUGGUUGACCCAACAUUUAGAACUGCUGGUUUUGGCUUUGCCUUCCCGCUUGGUUCACCUCUAGUCCCUGAAAUUUCCAGGGCGAUCUUGAAUGUGACCAAGGGAGCAAAAGUGAACGAGAUUGAAGAUGCAUGGUUCAAGAAGAACAGCAGCCGGACCCCAGCAGCUUUGUUUCUUCGCGUCUUGGCCUUGACAGUUUCUGGGGGCUGUUUCUCAUUGCCGGCAUCGCUUCAAGCUUGACUCUCAUCAUUUCCACGGCCAUUUUCCUUUACGAGCACAGGAAAGUCUUCAAAGAAUCGGGGCCCAGAUCGUCAUUAUGGACAAGGAUUCGAACUUUGUUUAGAAUCUUUGUUUCAAGGGACCUCAAUUCCCAUACUUUCAAAGAAAAAACUGGCAUCCAAGCCCACCAUAGUUUGGGGGCAGCCACUAGUACUACACCUUCUCCAUGCACUCGCUACCCAGCAAGUCCCCCAAGCUUUUCACAGCACACAGAUCAGAAUUUUGCUUUCGACGGAGAACAAAGAACACCUUCAACUGAGCUUGGAAAUCCAAACCCUAAUCCAUAUGAUCAAGCAGUUCAAGAUAUUGUGCCUGUAGAAGAGCACAUUAACCCAGAUCAAGAAAGAGCCUCAACUCCCUAAGCUGUUUGUGAAAAUAAAUCAUGUAGAUAUUCUUCAUGGCUCAAAUGACACUAGCAUAGUUACUGAUGGAAAGUUAGAAUAAAUCCCAGUUAUACUGGAAUUAAUUUGGUCAAUUAUUCGUUGUAAUUAGUUGUAAUUUCCUGUUUUGUUCCUGAUUUGUAGUUUCUGUUUUAAAGGUUAGUUUCCUUUUUCUGGUUUUUUUCCUAACACUAGGGAAGACUCUAGUCCAUAUAUUGUAAUCUUUCGCUUGUGAAAAUCAACAAAAAGUAUUAAUUUCUGCAAA